Molecule: messenger RNA, 2820 nt
Organism: Colletotrichum lupini
Lineage: Eukaryota; Fungi; Ascomycota; Sordariomycetes; Glomerellales; Glomerellaceae
Exons: 8
Coding region: 1-2820 (939 amino acids)
Molecular function (GO): iron ion binding; monooxygenase activity; heme binding
Source: RefSeq, a predicted model, not a curated record
AUGGUUCCAGUUGCGACCUCACCACCUGGACUUAUCUCGAUGAAGUCUCGAGUCAUCAACAAGUUUUAUGAGCCCCUGGUUCUUCUGAAGGCAAUGAACGAUGAGAUGACAAACCUGGCCGAAUUCGUCGACCCAGAUGAUCUCAACUAUCGCGGAGAUGUGAAGAGAAUCUUCCAGGCCUUCAUAUACAAGCUAGCUCAUGUUUGCGACAGUACCCCGGGCAACGGGGGCGGUACCGUUACCUCAAUCAUGUUGCUUCACGGUUCCGAGGCAACAAAUGUUGAGUAUCAUCUUGCAUCGAAUCAGCGAAUUGCAGAUGAUCUCAAGAACGUCAGGGCAUACAUCCAAUAUCUACUUGAGCGAUUGAACAGAGCAUCAACGUCAGAAAGGACCUCAGAGCUGCGUAAGGACUUGCUAAACGCAGUACUCUGGUUCAACAGACCCAGAAUCAACUCCUACAUCGUCAGACUUAAGAAAGAGAUACAACGCUGCAUCGAUGAUGCUCGAAAUGUUGAAUCAGUCAUUGAAUCCCUAACAAGCACUCUCGGACUGCUUGAAUUUCACGACGACAGGAUGGCCACUCAAUCUCAUUCCUCCGAGGUCUGGGUAUACAUCGACCAACAAGCGACAGGAGUUCGUUUGAAUGGAGUCACAAGCAACUCCUCUUCUUACUGGCCUGAGAUACGGCAUAUGGUUAAUCGUCUUCUGGCAUAUUGUAAGGACAUCGAGUUCUUCCUUCUUGCGAAAGACAACUGGCCUGAGAUAUUUCGAAACUUCGAGAUCUUGAUUCACCCAUCCAGUCACCCGCUCUCGCGACCAGGACGGAACAAAAGUAUGACCGCCGAAGGCAUUGUCGGUCGCAUGACCCGCAAAGAAGACAUCAUCGAAAAGUUUAGGGAAUUCGUUCAAGACCUGCAAAUCAUGCACUUGGACCAAAGAAUUCAAACAGAAUACCAAAAAGACAACUUUCAUCCAAUUGUCCACUCGGAGAUUUUGCUGCUUAAUCACCUCGAGAAAACAGCGGGAGGCGUUUCCCCUGACAGGUUCUUCAAUAAUUGGAUGUACAUUGGCAGCAGCAAGCCAACCUGCCGGCUCUGCGAGUACUACUUCGAGGAGCACCGGUCUGGCGUCGGGCAUCGAAGCAGUCACAAGAACCUUUAUAUCAGCUGGCGCGUUCCUGAUGUACUCCAAUCCGAAGGUCACGGAGGCGAAGAGAAGCGACAAGUUAUGGUCGAUAGGUUGCUUUUGAGGAUUCGCAAAGAUGCCUUCAAUCUCGUGGAGAAAAAGGUGAGGCCGACAUUCAGGAACCACGAUUCCAUCACGUCAUCCGUCAGCAUGACUCUGCAUGGGAAAUGGAGCGAGGCUUCCGACAUAUCUGAUGUCAUGGCCUCAAUGGGAAGUCUGCAAUUGAACACCGAGGGAGAUACUCACCGUUCCAUGAAUCACAGCAACAUCGUCAAAUUCUACCUAGGACCAAUGCGCGUAUACUUUGUACAGGGGGGAGAAAGUGUGCAAGCCAUGUUUCGAUCAUCUACCAGCAUCAGCUCGAAUAAGUUCAUCCUACUGGUCAUGAGAAACCUGCAAGGAUCCGCCCAAAAAGAUGUCGACAAGUUCGCAAACGACCUCUCGGGGCGGCAAAGAGUACCUGCACCCGGCUACGAAAACACACCGCAAGAGGAGCGAUAUUGGUACACUUUGCAUCACAUUACCGUUGAACAUCUAUCACGCGCAGAGCCCACCGCUCAUUUGGCAGAGACUUACACAAACUUCUUUAACGAGGCUUUGGAAAAGCAGCCUGUGGGCCAGUGGGCGACUGUUCGUCUUUUGGAAUUCUUGAAGAGGGAAAUGUGUGCGAGCGCCAUCAGGUCAUUCUGCGGCACCGAGUUAUUGGAGAUGUUUCCGGACUACGUCGAGCAGUUCUGGCGUUUCGAUAGCAUCGCUUUUCAGGUUGUGUAUGGGCUACCAAAGUGGAUCAACAGCGGUCCGAAUUUGAUUGGGACGGUUCUGCGGUGGAUUGAUUCCAUCUGGGAGCCCACGUUCGGAUCAAGCUACGUUCGCAAGAUGACCAAAUGGCUUCACGACACAGAUAUGGCUCCGGAGACUCAAGCCGGUUUCUACAUGAUUGCGAUCUUUGGAAUAAACGCGAACACAAUACCAAUCACCACCUGGGCGAUGAUUGAGCUCUUGCGAGAUCAGAAGCUGUUCCAAGCAGUUCGCAGCGAGGCCCUUGAGACCCUUAAUGUGGAUCCCGUUACCGGGAAGCGGUCCUUUAACGUAUCCAAGCUCAUCUCAAUGCCGCUGAUGCAGUCUAUUUAUACGGAGUGCAUGCGUCUUCAUGUCUCCAUUGCGCUCUCCAGAGAAGUCGUCGAGACGACCACGCUCCACGGCUUCCGCUUAGAGAAAGGCUCAAUAAUUCAGGCCCCGACGCAUUUUGUGCACUUGGACGAGCAGAUAUGGAGCCAGGAAGGACAUUCUGCUUCUGAGUUUUGGGCAGAAAGACAUCUAAAGCAUGUGAAGAAAGUAGAAGAAGGUACUGAUCGACUUACCACCGAAAAGCAGUUUGUAUUGGCGGGAAAGACCAAUGAGUUCAUCCCGUUUGGUGGUGGACCAUCCAUGUGUCCGGGGCGGUUCUUUGCCAAACAAGAGAUUCUUCUCACAAUCGCCAUCCUUGUCACAAAGUUCGACAUGGAGUUUGUUGAGUGGACAAAUUUGGACGGGUCCAAGUCUGAUCGACCCCCUGUGGAUGAUGAGCGGUACUUUGGUACAGCUGCUGUACCUCCGGAUCGCGAUGUCAAGGUACGGUGGAAGAAACUCUGGUGA